Molecule: messenger RNA, 1996 nt
Organism: Syzygium oleosum
Lineage: Eukaryota; Viridiplantae; Streptophyta; Magnoliopsida; Myrtales; Myrtaceae
Product: pectinesterase-like
Exons: 4
Coding region: 168-1907 (579 amino acids)
Biological process (GO): cell wall modification
Molecular function (GO): pectinesterase activity; pectinesterase inhibitor activity
Source: RefSeq, a predicted model, not a curated record
AGCUUACAUAGAACCGAGCAUAGGCAAAUUGCUUUACUGGGGUCCCUAUUUUGACCCUUCUUCUCUCCCAAAAGUCCUUCCAUAGCUUGGCCUCACCCAAAUCCAUCGGCUGCCUGCUGAACACUCUCAUCUUUCUCUCUCUGCAUUCUUCAUCAUCGGCCCCAACAAUGCCGCGCUACUCCGAAGACGCCCAACCCAAGAACAGGAAGAGAAAACUCUUCUUCGCCAUCUUCUCAUCCUUCUUCCUCCUCGCUCUCGCCCUCACCGCCGUCUAUGGCCUCGCCUCCCGAGUCCCGCCAAGAAGCUCCGCCAUCGACGAUCGCCACCGGGAAGCUCGGUCCCUCAUCAAGUCCUCCUGCAGCUCCACUCUGUACCCCGACCUCUGCCUCUCUCAGCUCACCUCCUCGCCAUCUUCAGCUGCCAGCGCCGUGAAGACCCCCAAGGACGUCAUCACGCUGGCUCUGAACCUGACCAUCGCCUACGUCCAGCACAACUACUUCGCCAUCAAGAAGGUGGCGGCGGUGCGGAGGGGGCUGACGGCGAGGGAGAGGACGGCGCUCCACGACUGCCUGGAGAUGGUGGACGACACCCUCGACGAAGUCCGUGAGACCCUGGUGGAGCUGCUGGCGUACCCGAGCGGGGGCAACAAGUCGGUGUCGGAGCUCGCCGAGGACAUGAAGACAUUGCUCAGCGCCGCCAUGACGAACCAGGAGACGUGCCUCGACGGCUUCUCGCACGGCUCCUCCGACAAGAAGGUUAGAGAGGCCCUGUUGGGUGGCCAGACGCACGUGUUCCACUUGUGCAGCAACGCGCUGGCCAUGGUCAAGAACAUGACCGACGCCGACGUGGCCAGCGAGCGGCUCUCCUCCUCCAACAGGCGCUUGAAGGAGGAGGAGGAGGGCCCGACACGGUGGCCGGAGUGGCUGUCGGCCGGGGACAGGCGGCUACUCCAAUCGACCGCGGUGACGCCGGACGCGACGGUGGCGGCGGACGGGAGCGGGGACUACCGGACGGUAUCCGCAGCGGUGGCGGCUGCGCCGGAGGGGAGCGCGAGGAGGUACAUUAUAAGGAUAAAGGCGGGGGUGUACAGGGAAAACGUGGAGGUCCCGAAGAAGAAGACCAACCUGAUGUUCAUGGGAGACGGGAGGACCAGCACCAUCAUCACCGGAAGCAGAAACGUCGUGGACGGCAGCACCACAUUCAACUCCGCAACUGUUGCUGUAGUUGGGGACGGGUUCUUGGCCAGGGACAUAACCUUCCAGAACACCGCGGGCCCGUCGAAGCACCAGGCGGUGGCGCUCCGCGUCGGGGCGGACUUCUCCGCCUUCCACCGGUGCGACAUGCUGGCCUACCAGGACACCCUCUACGUGCACUCCCUCCGCCAGUUCUACGUCGGCUGCCUCGUCGCGGGCACCGUUGACUUCAUCUUCGGGAACGCGGCAGCCGUGCUCCAGGACUGCGACAUCCACGCACGCCGCCCCAACCCGGGCCAGCGCAACAUGGUCACUGCCCAGGGCCGCGACGACCCCAACCAGAACACGGGUAUAGUGAUCCAAAAGUGCAGAAUUGGAGCAACAUCAGAUCUCUUGGCAGUGAAGGAGAGCUUCCAAACUUAUCUGGGUAGGCCAUGGAAGACGUACUCGAGGACCGUGAUAAUGCAGACCGCCAUAAGCGACAUCAUCAAUCCCGCAGGCUGGUACGAGUGGGACGGCAACUUCGCCCUCGACACUCUGUACUACGCGGAGCACGCGAACACCGGGGCCGGUGCCAGCACCGAGAACCGGGUCACAUGGAAGGGCUACAGAGUGAUUUCGGCUUCUGAAGCUCAAGCGUUCACCGCCGAUCAGUUCAUCGCCGCGGGCAGCUGGUUGGGUUCCACGGAGUUUCCCUACUCUCCCGGUCUCUGAAAACGAACCGGAGCAUCGAAUGAGAAAAAUUGUAUCUGAUCAUUCGGAGACGAUGAUGAAUAAAGAAACUGAAGAACAUUAGCUUUGAA